AUGGCGGUCACUUUCUCGUCGGACGACAUUGUGAUAAAGUCGCCGACCGAUAGGCGACUGUAUAGAUACAUACAACUUCCUAAUGGUUUGUCUGCUCUGUUGGUUCACGAUCCAGAGAUUUACUCGGACGGAACCAUGGAAGCUUCGAGAAAUAGCGAAGACGAGGAUGAAGAAGAAGAGGAUUUCGAAGAUGAAGAUGAAGAUGAAGAUGAAGACGAUGACGAAGAAGAUGAAGAUGAAGAUGAAGAGGAAAAUGGGAUGAAAGGCUCGGCUGAGAAGAAGGCAGCGGCAGCAAUGUGUGUCAGAAUGGGAAGUUUUUCGGAUCCACACGAUGCACAAGGCCUAGCACAUUUUUUAGAGCACAUGCUUUUCAUGGGGAGCACUGAAUUUCCGGAUGAAAAUGAGUAUGACAGUUACUUGUCUAAGCAUGGAGGCUCAUCAAAUGCAUAUACAGAAACUGAGCACACAUGCUACCAUUUUGAAGUGAAAAAAGAGUUUCUUAAGGGUGCGUUGAUAAGAUUUGCUCAAUUUUUCAUUUCUCCUUUGAUGAAAGCUGAAGCCAUGGAAAGGGAGGUAUUAGCUGUGGAUUCAGAAUUUAAUCAGGUUUUACAAAAUGAUUCCUGUCGUCUGCAACAGUUGCAGUGCUAUACAUCUGCCCCUGGUCAUCCUUUCAACCGAUUCUUUUGGGGGAAUAAGAAGAGCCUGGUUGAUGCUAUGGAGAAGGGAGUUAAUUUACGGGAGCAUAUUGUGAAAUUAUACAAUGAUAAUUAUCAUGGUGAAUUGAUGAAGUUAGUUGUCAUUGGAGGAGAGACUCUUGAUGUCCUAGAAAGUUGGGUCCAUGAAUUGUUUGGCAGCAUCAAAAAAGGCUCUGUGGUUAUGCCAGAGACAUGUUUAGACGUUCCUAUUUGGAAAGCUGGCAAACUUUACCGGUUAGAGGCAGUUAAAGACGUUCAUGUACUUGAUCUGUCAUGGACAUUACCUUCUCUGCGAAAAGAUUAUCUAAAGAAGGCUGAAGAUUACCUUGCUCAUCUCCUUGGACAUGAGGGCAAAGGAAGCUUGCUUUUUUUCCUCAAAGCUAAAGGCUGGGCAUCUUCCAUAUCUGCUGGUGUUGGUGAUGAAGGGAUGCAUCGCUCUUCAAUAGCUUAUAUUUUUGGAAUGUCUAUACACCUCACUGACUCUGGCUUGGAGAAGAUAUUUGAUAUCAUUGGAUUUGUCUAUCAAUAUCUCAAAUUACUUCGCCUACUUUCUCCUCAACAAUGGAUUUUUAACGAACUCCAAGAUAUUGGGAAUAUGGAAUUUGGAUUUGCGGAGGAGCAACCUCAGGAUGAUUAUGCUGCAGAACUUUCUGAAAAUCUCCUUGUUUAUCCGCCAGAGCAUGUUAUAUAUGGUGAAUACGCAUACAAAAUCUGGGAUGAGGAUAUGAUAAAAAAUAUUUUGGAUUUCUUCAAGCCUGGAAACAUGAGAAUUGACGUAGUUACGAAGUCUAUUAACAAGUCGCUUAAUGUUCAACUCGAGCCAUGGUUUGGAUCAGAAUAUGUUGAGGAAGACAUUCCAUCUGCUCUGAUGCAAUUAUGGCAGGAUCCUCCCACGAUCGAUUCCUCUUUACAUUUGCCAUCAAAGAAUAACUUCAUUCCACGUGAUUUUUCCAUACGUGCUGACAAGGUGUCCUCUCAGUUUGCUGAUUUAUCAUCCCCAAGAUGUAUACUUGAUGAACCUAUGACGAAGUUAUGGUACAAGCUUGACAAGACUUUUAAACUUCCUCGUGCUAAUACAUAUUUCCGCAUUACAUUAAACGGAGGAUAUGUUAGCUUGAGGAAUGCUUUGUUGACUGAAUUAUUUAUACUACUGCUGAAAGAUGAGCUUAACGAAAUUAUUUAUCAGGCCAGUGUGGCUAAACUAGAAAGUUCUAUUUCUCUAUAUGGUGACAAGUUAGAGCUAAAGGUUUAUGGUUUCAGUGAUAAGCUCCCAGUCCUCUUGUCAAAAGUUUUGGCAGUUGCUAAAUCAUUUCUGCCAAAGGAUGAUCGCUUCAUGGUUAUCAAAGAAGAUUUAGAGAGAACUUUAAAGAACACAAACAUGAAGCCGCUAAAUCAUUCUUCCUACUUAAGACUGCAAGUAUUGUGUCAGAGCUUUUGGGAUGUAGAGGAGAAGUUGCACCUGUUAAGUAACUUGUCUCUUGCUGAUUUAACGACUUUUAUUCCAGAUCUUCUUUCCCAGUUGUAUAUUGAGGGCCUGUGCCAUGGGAAUUUGCUGGAAGAGGAAUCUCUAUAUGUUUCCAACAUAUUCAGAAGUAAUUUCUCUGUGCAACCACUUCCUUUUGAGAUGAGACACAAGGAAUCUGUGCUGUGUCUUCCAUCAAGUGCUGACCUAGUAAGAGAUGUCAGGGUGAAAAAUAAACUAGAAACAAACUCUGUUGUGGAGCUUUACUUUCAGAUUGAACCAGAAAGAGGAAUUGACUUGGUUAAAUCGAAAGCAUUGAUUGACCUUUUUGACGAAAUAGUGGAAGAACCGCUUUUCAAUCAGCUCAGGACAAAAGAGCAACUUGGCUAUGUCGUUGACUGUAGCCCACGGGUGACAUACCGCAUAUUAGGGUUCUGUUUCCGCGUUCAAUCUUCUAAGUUCAAUCCUGUGUACUUACAAGAGAGGAUUGACAACUUCAUAAACGGCCUAGAAGAGAUGUUGAAUGGACUCGACGACGAAAUGUUUGAGAAUUACAAAAGCGGGUUAAUGGGCAAGCUUCUUGAGAAAGAUCCAUCUCUUGUAUAUGAAACAAAUCGUCUUUGGGGUCAAAUAGUUGAUAAAAGGUAUAUGUUUGACAUGUCCGAAAAGGAAGCAGAGGAGCUUAGGGGUAUUCAAAAGACAGACAUUAUCAACUGGUACAACACUUACUUAAAGCAGCCGUCUCCGAAGUGCCGGAGGCUUGCAAUCCGGGUGUGGGGUUGCAACACAGAAUGGAAGAAUGUGGAUGCACAAACAUCAUCUGCAAAGGUUAUCAAAGAUGUUGAAGGUUUCAAGAAGAAGUCUGAGUUCUAUCCAAGCCUUUGUUGA
Fraxinus pennsylvanica is the source of this 3045-nucleotide messenger RNA. The record is from the annotation of a GenBank genome assembly. Lineage: Eukaryota; Viridiplantae; Streptophyta; Magnoliopsida; Lamiales; Oleaceae.